This is a messenger RNA of Botrytis byssoidea, 318 nucleotides long. RefSeq lists its product as uncharacterized. The transcript has 2 exons. Bases 1 to 318 code for a protein of 105 amino acids. The record is from RefSeq and is a predicted model, not a curated record. NCBI's taxonomy places the organism in Eukaryota, Fungi, Ascomycota, Leotiomycetes, Helotiales, Sclerotiniaceae.
AUGCCUUCCCUCGUUGAUUCCAUCACAAACCUCGUCUCCUCCAUCUUCAACACUAUCAUCGCAACCUUCAGCUCCAUCAUCGCCUUCCUCCAAUCAAUCCUCAGCACGAUCCUCGGCCUCAUCAAUGCAUUUUUCGCUGCAAUCGAUUCUGCUCUCGCGGGCAUUGCGCAGACGUUUGAGGGAUUGGUGAAGUUUCUCUUGAGCAAUAUAGUUAUUAUCGCCGCUCUCGGUGCUACCUUCGUCGCAUACACCGUCUAUCAACGCAGUCAAGGAAGACCUGUUACUGCGGCACCCGGUAGCGCCAAGAAGACUUCUUGA